GGAUGACUUGGAUUGCACGCACACGCAUGGCCAUGGGAAGAGCACUAACGGAUUUGCGUGCGUACCAUCUCGAUGCUGACCGAGGAACCCUGCUGGCAUCGAAGAAGAAGCGCCCCUGCACAUCUGACGUGACUGGCUUGAACGUCAUCCAAAAAACGGACGCCGACAUCGCAGAAACGGAUGCCAACGACACACAUUAG
Messenger RNA from Cylicocyclus nassatus, 200 nucleotides. NCBI's taxonomy places the organism in Eukaryota, Metazoa, Nematoda, Chromadorea, Rhabditida, Strongylidae. The record is from the annotation of a GenBank genome assembly.